This is a messenger RNA of Striga asiatica, 1559 nucleotides long. The record is from the annotation of a GenBank genome assembly. NCBI's taxonomy places the organism in Eukaryota, Viridiplantae, Streptophyta, Magnoliopsida, Lamiales, Orobanchaceae.
GGACACCCCAUCUAUGAAACUCAUUUUGAAAAAGGUAAACAAAAAGACAGCAUAAAAAAAUAGUCGACACACUUCGAGAAAAGGCCAAAAAGCCUCACCCAAAAACCGAAAGUACACACAAAUCCACCAUAGCAACCUGCAAAUCAUCAGUAGAUAAAAAAAGGAACGCACUUUAUAAACCAACUGCUCAAAAAAACCUCAUCCCACAAAAAAGGGCACCUCCAAAAUCCACAGACUUUCUUCUCCAAUCAGAGAGAGAAAAAAGCUUCACACCCAUAACAAUGGCAGCUCAAAAAGACGAAGAAAAACGAAGCCUUGACGGCCAAGAACAGAAACUUCACAUUUACAACGACGAUGACCAUCAUUAUCAGAAGCUGCUGUCCUCGUACCUCGGCCUCAGCUUCGCAUUCUUCCUCGGGUCCCUGCCCAGAAGCUCAAUCGCACUAAUCUCGAGCCUCCAGGCCAAGAACAAAGCCCUGGCCUCGAAGCUCAUGCGGGCGGAGGAGCAGCUGGGCGAGCUGCUCUCGCGGCGGAAGGAGGACUCGAAGGCCAACGCUAGGGUUGUCGAGAUCUUCGCGAGCCACCGGCACUCGUGGCAGCAGGAGGAGAAGCGGCUGCUACUCCAGAUCGACGAGUGCAGCGAGGAGAUUGCAUAUCUGAAGGGGAAAAUCGAGGAAUUUGAGGGCGUGGAGGCCGAUUUGAAGGCGAGGGUCGAGGAUUUGAGGAGGGAGGUCGGCGAGAGGGACGAGAUGUUGAAUUUCAUGAGCAGAGGUGGUUGCGAAGUAGCGGCGGAGGGUGGCGACGGCGGCGGUGGCGGGGAGAGGUACGGUGGCGUGGAGGUGAGGUACGGUCAGGCUAAUUGUGACGGUGGGGGUUUCAGUUCGGAUUACCUGAGUUCUGUCACAGAUUCGAAGUAUUGGUCUGAGAAAGCAAGCCUUUGGCAGGACAUGCAUUACGAAUCGAUUGAAUCACUUUACAAUAUGAAGCAUUUUGUGUCCAGAAGGGAAUCCCCUUGGAAAGUCAAUGGUGACUCCACCGGAGUCUCUUCUAAGUUAAAAGUGCUCGAGCAAGAACUUCUGAAUUUAGAAAGAAUCGGAAAAGCAGAUCUCUCUAAGGUACCAUCACAAAUGCGAAAGCAGGCCAAGAGGUAUCAAGCAUUAGCCGGAAAAAUCGACGAUCUUUGCCAAAGAAUGCAAGCAAGCGAUCCAUGCGAAACGAGCCUCAGCUCAGAGUUUCGAACACAAAUGCAAACUGAAUUCCUGCUCGAAGCCUUUCGUCUGCAGCAGCGUGCAUCCGAGACCAACCAAAAGCUGUUGGGCCUUCAGACAGAAACGGGCAAGAGCUACCUCGAAGGCCCGGCCCAAUUGGCCACAAAACGGUCAUUCGACUCGAUCCGGAACAAUUUCAAGGAAAUUCAAAGGAAUUUGGAAAUAUGGCUUGCCAGGAUUAUAGGUGACCUCGAGGGGCUUUUGGCUCGAGAUGGUGCCUCUCGUGCGAGAGAAUAUUAUGUCUCGAGGUAUCCCUUUGUGCAGUAAUUUUUAUUUAUUUAUUUAUUUAUU